Messenger RNA from Danaus plexippus (monarch butterfly), 622 nucleotides. RefSeq names its product endocuticle structural glycoprotein ABD-5-like (gene CPR24). The transcript is spliced from 3 exons. Lineage: Eukaryota; Metazoa; Arthropoda; Insecta; Lepidoptera; Nymphalidae. The record is from RefSeq and is a predicted model, not a curated record. Bases 134 to 469 code for a protein of 111 amino acids. Gene Ontology annotation, cellular component: chitin-based extracellular matrix. Gene Ontology annotation, molecular function: structural constituent of chitin-based larval cuticle.
UGAAACAUCGCAUUGUCAAUACAAAUGACAAUAUUUAAAGCUCCGGUGGGAGACGUCAGAACAUAGUCGUUCAGGGUUUCUCCAGCUACUACCACUUGUUUCAUUUAGUUGUGAAAAAAAAAAAAGAAUCAAGAUGAUGAAAAUUACAAUCUUCUCUUUAGUCAUAAUGACGAUUGUAUGUGCGUUGCCCGAGGACCCUGCAUUGGACCAAGCUCAACCAGUCCAAAUUGUCAAGCAAGACUCUGAAGUUGACGUUAAUGGAUACAAUUUUGAAUUUGAAACAAGUGAUGGAACAUCAAGGCAAGAGCAGGGUGACUAUAAAAACGACACCGAGCAACAAGGUCUAUCCGUGAAGGGCAGCUACAAAUACAUCGCUCCUGAUGGUCAGACAAUCUCAGUCAGCUUCGUCGCUGACAAAAAUGGCUACCAACCCGUUGAAAACAAAGACGCCAGCCAGCCAGAAGCUUGAUAUAAUGAACCAGUACUAUCUCUCACUUAAACCAAAUAUUAUAUUAAUUAUUAUAAAAUAAGGUUACGGAUCUUGUAUUACAUAAUAAGAAUAUCUAAUAUACAAAUUUGUAUUUUAGAUAAAUGUUGUACAAUAAAUGCCAUAACUUUUCAA